AUGAAGCGCGCGCUCUGUGCCUCCCUCUCCCUGCUCGCGGCCGCCGUGGCCCAGCAGGUGGGAACUAAUGAGCCGGAAGUUCACCCCAAGAUGACCUGGAAGAAGUGCUCCAGCGGUGGUUCGUGCUCGACCGUCAACGGCGAGGUCGUCAUCGACGGCAACUGGCGAUGGAUCCACAACAUUGGUGGCUACGAGAACUGCUACAGCGGCAACAAGUGGACCAGCGUGUGCAGCACCAACGCCGACUGCGCCACCAAGUGCGCCAUGGAGGGUGCCAAGUACCAGGAGACUUAUGGCGUUUCCACGAGCGGUGAUGCGCUCACGCUCAAGUUUGUCCAGCAAAACUCGAGCGGCAAGAACGUCGGUUCCAGGAUGUACCUGAUGAACGGAGCCAACAAGUACCAGAUGUUCACGCUCAAGAACAACGAGUUUGCCUUUGACGUGGAUUUGUCAUCGGUCGAGUGCGGCAUGAACAGUGCCCUCUACUUUGUCCCGAUGAAGGAGGACGGUGGCAUGUCCACGGAGCCCAACAACAAGGCCGGAGCCAAGUACGGAACUGGUUACUGUGACGCCCAGUGCGCCCGUGACCUCAAGUUCAUCGGCGGCAAGGGUAAUAUUGAGGGCUGGCAGCCGUCCAGCACCGACAGCAGCGCCGGCAUCGGUGCCCAGGGUGCCUGCUGUGCCGAGAUCGACAUCUGGGAGUCCAACAAGAACGCGUUCGCCUUUACGCCGCACCCUUGCGAGAACAACGAGUACCACGUCUGCACCGAGCCCAACUGCGGCGGCACCUACGCCGACGACCGCUACGGAGGUGGCUGCGACGCCAACGGCUGCGACUACAACCCCUACCGCAUGGGCAACCCCGACUUCUACGGCCCCGGCAAGACCAUCGACACCAACAGGAAGUUCACCGUCAUUUCCCGCUUCGAGAACAACCGCAACUACCAGAUCCUGAUGCAGGACGGCGUCGCCCACCGCAUUCCCGGCCCCAAGUUUGACGGUCUCGAGGGCGAGACUGGCGAGCUCAACGAGCAGUUCUGCACAGACCAGUUCACCGUAUUUGACGAGCGCAACCGCUUCAACGAGGUUGGAGGCUGGUCUAAGCUCAACGCCGCCUACGAAAUCCCAAUGGUCCUGGUCAUGUCCAUCUGGUCCGACCACUUUGCCAACAUGCUCUGGCUCGACUCCACCUACCCUCCCGAGAAGGCAGGCCAGCCCGGCUCUGCCCGUGGACCCUGCCCUGCCGACGGCGGCGACCCCAACGGCGUCGUCAACCAGUACCCCAACGCAAAGGUCAUUUGGUCAAACGUCCGGUUCGGCCCCAUUGGCAGCACCUACCAGGUCGACUAA
Molecule: messenger RNA, 1350 nt
Organism: Pyricularia oryzae 70-15
Lineage: Eukaryota; Fungi; Ascomycota; Sordariomycetes; Magnaporthales; Pyriculariaceae
Product: cellulose 1,4-beta-cellobiosidase
Exons: 4
Coding region: 1-1350 (449 amino acids)
Biological process (GO): carbohydrate metabolic process
Molecular function (GO): hydrolase activity, hydrolyzing O-glycosyl compounds
Source: RefSeq, a predicted model, not a curated record